This is a messenger RNA of Lodderomyces oxycetoniae, 2370 nucleotides long. It is a transcript of the gene SPT20, whose product is annotated as Spt20p. Gene Ontology annotation, molecular function: transcription coregulator activity. The record is from RefSeq and is a predicted model, not a curated record. Lineage: Eukaryota; Fungi; Ascomycota; Pichiomycetes; Serinales; Debaryomycetaceae. Gene Ontology annotation, cellular component: SAGA complex. Gene Ontology annotation, biological process: regulation of transcription by RNA polymerase II. Bases 1 to 2370 code for a protein of 789 amino acids. The transcript has a single exon.
AUGCAAACAUCUAAACCAAAUACCUUCCAACAGCACACAUACCAAACUCAACAGCAGCAACAGCAGCAAUUGACGGUGCAACAGUUGAAGCAGAAAAUUAAUUUGAAAACUUAUCAUUUUGCUUCAACCUCGGAAGAAAUCUUAAGAAAGUAUGCGAAAUAUCCAGCAUCGUUAAGCUUGCAUAUUUUUGAGAACCACUACAGGUUCAACAACUCACAGGACUCACAGAUAAUACCGAAGAAUUCACCAAUGAUGAAGAAUUUUAUGAAUCACGUUCUAAGGGAAGAAGUUCCUGUUGAGAUGAGUGAGUUGUUGAAAGAUUUUUUAAUCAAAUCAUAUGACGGGUGUUUGAUUCUACAAGUGUAUGAUCACAGAAAUAUGGUGAAAACGGCUGCUUUCAUGAAUAGGGGGAAUUCGCCUGUCAAAAAUGUCAAGAACGAACCUGUUAUUGUGUCCAAACCUAGAACGUAUCGUACUUUACUCAAGCCAACGCCGCUUUCUAUAUACUACGAUUUACUUUACCACACGGAUUCGGCCUUAACAAAAUUCACCGAUGCCUUGUCAUUGCAGAUGGAGUCAGAAAUCUUGACUUUAACCAAUAGAAAAUUGGAUUUGUCUGUUAAGGUAAAUCCUUACCAGUAUGAGCACUUGAAGCCCGAUACUAAUGAUGAGUACUAUGAGUCUUCUGGCAAAGCUGAUACUGUGGACCAUAAAUAUCGAGAUGAAGCGGUGCCAUACGUGCAUAGACCCCCCACUAAUGUGCCUAUUCGAAAGAUUCAUCAGGACGAAAUGGUUUUACACAAAUCUUCAGAGUAUGAGGAGUUGAUGCUUUUACUCUCUGACAAGAAUAGACGAGUCGACGAGUCUCAAGAUAAAAAGUUGGUGGUUGUAGUUCCAUCCUCGAUCCCAAGCACCUCAACCGCUCAGUCUACAACACAAACUCCUUCCACCAAAUCAACUAGCAAAGAAAACUCUGUUGGUAUUGAAAGUAAAAACAAGAAAAAUGAUAAAGCACCAGGAGGAGGCGGAGCUACCACUGGUACAACAGCAACAACAAUAGCAGCAGCAGGAUCAGCAACAACAGCAACAACAGCAACAACAGCCCAAGUUGCUGUGACUCUGAAUCAUGUUAGGGCUACUGGUCAGUUUAUGAGAUUGAGGUUAAUUGAAGAGAUUCGAAAAAAGCGAGAAGCAGAAAAGACACAACAGGAGGCAAAAAUUCAUGCACAAGCAUCUGCAGUGCAAAAUGAGGUAAUUGCACCAACCACUGCAGUAAAACCAGAACAGUCGUUGCAAGCCAGUAUACCAAACCUCAACGAUGCUGCUUCCCAGCAAACACAGGUGAAAAGGCAAGCGUCGCCUACAUCGCAAGUUCAAGUGCCAGCCACCAAGCGUGCAAAGAAAGAGACCAAAAAGCAAGCUCAAAGCCAUCCCGCUUUACAAAACCCGACUGUGCAGGCACAAUCUCCUCAUUUCAACAAUGGAAUAACAGUAUCGAGCUCGAGCUCACAACUCCCUUCUGCUAAUAAUACCCCGAUGAUGGGUAAUCAAGGCGUACCUGUAGCAAUGACCAAGGCAAGAUUGAACCAGAUUUCAACACCAAACACUCCCAGCUUAGGUAUGGGACAAGGUCCUUUGCAACCUACACAACAGAUGUACCAGAAUCAAGGAAACAACUUGGACCAACAACAGCAAGUGCAAUUGCAACUACAAGCGCAACAACAGCAACAGCAACAACUUCAAACACAGCAACAGCAACAGCAACAACAACAACAACAGCAACAACAACAACAACAACAACAACAACAACAACAACAACGACAACAAUUACAAACGCAACAACAGUCCAACUUAACUUUACAGCAGCAGCAACAUCAACAAAUUUUCCAAAACUCAUUAUCACCAGAAGAACAGCAAAUGUACAAGCAAAUUCAACAGAAGAUGAGCGCUUUGGCUAUGAUGGGCCAGACAGGUGUAGCGCCCAACGGUCAGCAUUUGACGCCACAACACAAGCAGCAAGCAUUACAGCAAGUCAAGGUCUUACAACAACAAUUAUUGCAAAAGUUUCCUCUUUACUUUCAAAGACUUAAGCAGUUUCAAAUUUUUCAGCAGAAACAAAAGUUGCAACAGCAAAAGUCCGCUGCUAUGUUUGGUGCUAGUGGAAAUAUUCCUCCAAAUGCACAGCCUACUGGGAACUCGAUUCUUUCUCCACAACAACAACAACAACAGCAGCAGCAGCAGAUGGCUCUCAAUCCUGACUCAUCAGCAGGCAAACAUAUUAACUUAAACCAAAAGGUGACUCCUUCAACUACACAACCACUGGAACCAAAGAAGAAAAGAGCUUAUAAAAAGAAAAACGUACAAAGUUAA